This is a messenger RNA of Triplophysa rosa, 2477 nucleotides long. RefSeq names its product KICSTOR subunit 2 (gene kics2). NCBI's taxonomy places the organism in Eukaryota, Metazoa, Chordata, Actinopteri, Cypriniformes, Nemacheilidae. Gene Ontology annotation, biological process: cellular response to glucose starvation; cellular response to amino acid starvation; protein localization to lysosome. Gene Ontology annotation, cellular component: KICSTOR complex. The transcript has 3 exons. Bases 302 to 1639 code for a protein of 445 amino acids. The record is from RefSeq and is a predicted model, not a curated record.
GAUAGAUAAAGUCCCGUUCGACUUGCCGUAGUGUUGACACUGAAUCGCGUCAUGGUGGCACUGAGCGCUAAACAUGUAUAUUUUACAUACAAAAAACGACCCAAUUCUCUUGAAUUUAUUUGCUUAGCUUAUUUACCACUCGCAACCGUCUUAUCCACCACCAACCGACCCAAACAUACAUAAACAGUCUUUAAGGAAAACUAACUAGAGAGAUCGCAUGAAUGUGCUGCAGCUGUCAGCGAAUCUCACUCACUCACUCACGUCUGUCCGGACCGGACCACGCUGAUCUUUCACUUGAAUCAUGUCUGAAGAAGACCUUCGGCCGGUUCCGAAAGAGCGAGCCGUUCUGGAAAGUUUCUUCACCCAGCUCGGGACUUUCUGGUUUGACAGGGCGAAGGAUUACGUGGAGAAAGAGAAGGACGCCAGUAAGAGCGCAGGGGCCAUAUGGGCGUCAUUACUGGCCGCUCUCGCUCACCUGGCAGCUGCGGAGAAAGCUUACCACAACAUGACUUUUCUGGGACAGAAACUAGGUGGCCAGUCAUUCUUCAGCCGGAAGGACUCCUUCAGGUCUAUUUAUACAUCUUUGCACAAUGAACUGAAGAAGGUGGUCUCCACGGGUCGCCACACACCCGGGGCCUCCACUCUUAACCUGGAGGAUUUGCUGUCCCAUUUAUCCGAGCAGCUGUGUCAUUUCACACAGGCCAGGAUGGAGAUCGCAGACUUCUAUGAGAAGUUGCAUUCGUUGGGCAGCCAGAAGACUGUCGACUCUGAGGAGCUUGUGAGCACCCUGGAGACCAUUUUGCAGAAGUACAGUUCCAGAUUCCACCAUCCCAUCCUGAGCCGUCUAGAAAGCAGCUUUCAAGUAGAAGUGGAUGUUCUGACGCAGCUGUUGCGAUGCCAGGCACAAAUCUCAGAGUGGCAUUUCCUGCCGUCUCUUUUGAACCUCCACGGCGCCCAUUCCAAACUGCAGACCUGGGGUCAGGUGUUCGAACGCCAACGCGAGACCAGGAAACACCUGUUCGGCGGUCAAUCCCAGAAGGCCGUGCAGCCCCCACAUCUCUACUUGUGGCUGCAGCGUCUGCAGGCGGCACUCCUGGCCAAGUUCAGCUUUUACUUCCACGAGGCGCUCGGCCGGCAGACGUCGCAGUCCGAAAUGAAAGCCAUGACGGCGCGCACCUUCCCCGAUUACUUCGGCAAGAUCUCCGGCUUUAUCCGCAAACACGACGCUUUCAACGUCUCCUUGAUCUUUGAUAAUCAAGGAUCAGAAAGCUUCCAGGGACACGGCUACCACCAUCCACAUUCAUACCGCGAAGCCCCCAAAGGCGUGGACCAGUUCCCAGCCGUGGUGUCACUUCCUGGAGGAGAGAGGCCGGUUACGCACUGGCCUAAUGUUAUCAUGAUCAUGAGCGACCGCUCGACGGACCUCAACACUCUGGAUAAGGUGGUCCAUUUCUAUGACGAUAAAGUCCAAAGUACCUACUUUCUUACCCGGCCUGAACCCCACUUCACUGUAGUGGUGAUCUUCGAUGGAAAGAAAUCAGAGAGAGACUCUAACAUUGUGGCAUUCCUGCAGGAACUAACCGGAUCGCUAAGAAACUCCAAACCUUUCACAACACUUAAACCAGGCUCCAAGGGCUGAACUGUCGCUCACGCUCUCAGUCGUUUUAAGAACCCGCACGUGUCAGUUUAUCACUCUUUGUGGACAUGAAAUGUUCUCGAAUAUUAAAGAGGUCCAAAAACAUCACGAGACAAACCAUUUCAGACCAAAGACAAAUAUCAGCUAUUAUUUUCAGCAUGUGCUCUUCUGAUGGUUAAAAUGAGUUUUCUGUUCGCAGUUGUGCAAAAGGGACCUGUUGGCAAGAAUUUUCUCUUUUUAUUGAUAGUUUACAAUGUGCAACAUUUUUAUUGCUUUGAUUUUAUCGAUUUCUCCAACUACUGUGAAGUUAAAGUGCUUACUAAAUAAAGUUUUCAGUUCUUUAAUGUUUUAUAAUUGCAUUGCAUUAAAACGAUAUUUGUAGACAAAGAAAUCUUUUUUCAAAAUAAAGCAAAUUUUUACCUCGACUUCAUCUGCCAAGUUGAGGUGCAUGAUGGGAAAAGUUGCCUUGUGGUAAAGGGGAGACUGUAUUCUGCUCACGCAACUGCAAACAACUCCCGUGUAAGCCGCAAAAGCAUCCUCGACUCUUCCUAAGUUUUUUAACAGCAAGAACCAAAGGUUGUUAUUAUUAGUACGGUUUCUGGGCUGCAGACUCGAGGGUCAUGUGAGUUUUGCUAUAUUUAAAAGACAAUGCUUGACUCACCGUGCAAUAUUGCAAAAUAUCGAUUUGCGGCAUAUUCUGGGCCAGGACCACCUACUUAGACAGGAAUUGAUUGACAUCUAAAUUUGGUCUAUUGCCCCAUAAAGCAUAGGAUUAUCUAAAAAAAUAAAACAUUACCAUAAAACUUUGAAAAGGAAUAAAAAAAAGAUCAGUCCCUGAAAU